AAACAGAUAAUGUGUAUUAAACUAUCAAUAAACUAAAAGUUUUGUAACACCCCUAUACUGUGGUUAGAAAAAGGGAAGUACUAACAGAGAAACACCCAUGCGGAACUGCCAAGCUUUGCACAAUGUAUGCUUUGCCGCUGUUAAAUAUAUACUAAGCAACCUAUACUGUGGUUAGAAAAAGGGAAGUACUAACAGAGAAACACCCAUGCGAAACUGUCAAGCUUUGCACAAUGUAUGCUUUGCCGCUGUUAAAUAUAUACUAAGUAAACUGUUAUAAGCGUUGCACAAUGUAUGCUUUGCCGCCAAUAAGUAUGUAUUAAGCAAAAUGUUAUAUAAACCAUACCAUAUAUGGGAUUACCAGGAGGAAGAAAAUGCAGAGUACAACACUAAAGGAAAGCAGAAGUGCAAGAAUACGGAAGAAGAAGAGUAUAAAAGACUAGUGAUUUGUUUUAAGCGUGUGGCAGUGGUGGAGCGCAGACUCCCCUGUCACCCAGCGCUGCUUUUGCUCGCUUUCUACUUGCUAUGAAUCAAUAAAACCCUGAAUAUUACUCAGUCAAUUUAACGAGUAAUUUUUAACAAAUUGGUGCCGUGACUCGGAUGGGAAAUUAGUGCUCUACCAUCCCCUGGGGAGGCGCCCCGAGUGUUUCUCGGCCCCCGGGGUCAGUGGACCACUUUUGCCCACUUCGACGAACCUAAAUUCUAGAAAGCGAGCAAUUGAGACCGGAAACGAUCCCUUAAUCUUUGGUGCACUAAAGUCCGGACGAAGACGCAGGAUUGCGUAAGUAUAAAAAGGUGUUCCGUUCGGGCGGGGUCGGGAUUCCUGGAAUAUAACGACUGAGAGGUUCGACAUACUGAACCAAGUGAGUGUGGACCCUUUAGUACUACGUUUCCCAACUCCCGCGAGGGACUGGGCUAGGAACGAGGGGAGCGAGAGUGAGUGUGUGUGACGAUAUUCCAGAAGAUGGGGGCAGAAGGAAGCAAGCUUUUGAACCCCAUGGGGAAGGUCCCCAAGGAUACCCCUCUUUCAUUCAUGUUAAAUAAUUGGAGGUAUUUUCCUGGAACAGCAGGGAAAACUAAAGAAAAGAUGAUAGAAUAUUGUAUUAAGAAAUGGGGAGGGAAGAAAAUAAAGAAAGGAGUUACCUGGCCUGUUUAUGGGUCGGAUGAAAAUUGGGUAAAACAACAAUUGAAUUCCUGGGUGAAUGGUAAGAAUCCAUUUAAUCCAGAGGAGAGUGCAUAUGCAGCAAUUUGGGUAGAAAAGCCUCAGACCUUCUUAUUUUAUUUAAAAGAAAAGAAGGAGAGAGAAGAAAAAGAGGAGGAACUUUUAUUAAAUCUACCCCCAUAUGUUCCUCCGGCACCGGCACCAGUACCACCACCACCUCCAGUAGUGCCAGAUGCGCCUAAUAUUGCAGAUCAUAUAACCCCUCCAGCUAGGAGGAAAACCAGGAGUCAAAGAGAUCAGGCUCAAGUGUAUCCCCUAAGGGAGGUUCCUAUGGGAGGACCCCAACCUGGAAUAGGAUAUGUAUCUGUUCCCCUAAAUUCGGGAGAUUUAAGGGAAUUUAAGAGGACUGAAAUGGGGAAUUUAUUAGAUGACCCAUUGGGUGUAGCCGAAAGGUUAGAUCAGUUUUUGGAACCCAGCUUAUACACAUGGACAGAAAUGAGCUCUAUAUUAAGUCAGCUGUUUACCGCUGAAGAAAGAGACAUGAUUAGACGGGCAGGAAUGAGACUAUGGGAUGCCCGACAUGCCCAAGGGCCACAAGCCGACAUCAAAUGGCCUCUCCAGAACCCAAAUUGGGACAAUCAAAAUCCGGAGCACAGAGUCCAUAUGGGGGAUUUAAGAACUAUAGUCAUCCAAGGCAUUCGGGAAGCAGUACCCCGUGGACAGAACAUUAGCAAAGCCUUUAACGAAAGACAGAAAAAAGAUGAAAGUCCCACCGAAUGGUUAGAAAGGUUGAGGAAAGCUCUGCAGCUGUAUUCUGGAGCAGACCCACACAGCCCUUUGGGACAGGCUGUAUUAAAAACUCAUUUUGUGGCUAAAUCUUGGGAGGAUAUUAGAAAAAAAGCUUGAAAAAUUGGAAGAUUGGCAGGAUAGAGGUUUGGAUGAGCUGUUGAGAGAAGCUCAGAAAGUAUAUGUAAGGAGAGAGGAAGAGAGUACUAAACGACAGGUAAAGAUGAUGAUUGUGGCAGUUAGAGAAGAUAGGAGAGGACGUCCAGGGGGAUUAAGGGAUAAAAAAGGGCGGCCAGAGAAUGUAGAACGAAAAGAACAGGGAAGUUGUUUUUACUGUGGCAAGAAGGGACAUAUUAAGAAAAACUGCCGAGAGCGAAUUCGAGAUGAGGAAUUGAUAAAGGCAGAAUAGGAUAGUCAGGGGCUCUAUAUUAUAGGGGAUCGGAGUCACCAAGAGCCCUUGAUAAAAUUAAAGAUAGGUCCCCUAAGACAAGAGUUCACCUUUUUAGUAGACACAGGGGCAGAACGAUCAACAAUUAGGAACUUGCCGGAAGGAUGCAAACUUUCUGAUGAAAAAGUUCAAGUUAUUGGAGCAAAAGGAGAACCUUUUAAGGUAAAUAAAAUUAAAGAUGUAGUAUUUGAAUCAGAAAACAAAUUUGGAGUGGGUGAACUCUUGUUGGUUCCCGAAGCAGAUUUUAAUUUACUUGGACGGGAUCUGAUAGUAGAAUUACAAUUAGAGAUUAAAGUGAAAAGGAAAAAGUUAGAGAAGAAAGCAUAAAAUUGCUUAACUUUUUAGCAUUAAAAGGGGUUACGAGUGUCAGAAGAAAAACUUCAAUUUGUAGAAGGAAGAGUUAAAUAUUUAGGCCAUUAUUUAAUUAAAGGACAAAAAAUAAUAGACCCAGAGCGAAUUAAAGGAAUAUUGGAAUUGACAAUGCCUGGAAAUAAAAGACAAAUAAGGCAAGUUUUAGGUUUAUUUGGCUAUUGCAGGCAAUGGAUAGAGAAUUACAGUGCAAAAGUAAAAUUUUUAUAUGAACAAUUAACCAAAAAUAAUUUGCCGAAAUGGACUUUACAGGAUAAAAAGAACUUUGAAAAUUUAAAGAAGGAUUUGAGUCAAGCACCAGUCCUUAGUUUACCAGAUGUAAAAAGACCUUUUCAGUUAUUUGUAAAUACGGACAGAGGAACAGCCUUUGGAGUUUUGACCCAAGAAUGGGCAGGGAAAAGGAAGCCAGUGACAUAUUUAUCGAAAUUAUUAGACCCUGUAAGCAGAGGAUGGCCAACAUGCAUACAAAUUAUUGUAGCAGCAGCAUCAUUAUUGGAAGAAGCAAACCGCAUCACUUUCAAUGGAGAAAUAGUUUUAUAUGCACCUCAUAACAUUAGGGGGGUAUUACAGCAAAAGGCAGAAAAAUGGCUUACAGAUAGUCGAUUAUUAAAAUA
Apus apus (common swift) is the source of this 3376-nucleotide messenger RNA. RefSeq lists its product as uncharacterized. Gene Ontology annotation, biological process: virion assembly. The record is from RefSeq and is a predicted model, not a curated record. NCBI's taxonomy places the organism in Eukaryota, Metazoa, Chordata, Aves, Apodiformes, Apodidae. The transcript is spliced from 2 exons. The coding region runs from base 962 to 2065 and encodes 367 amino acids.